Fukomys damarensis (Damara mole-rat) is the source of this 1313-nucleotide messenger RNA. RefSeq names its product short chain dehydrogenase/reductase family 16C member 5. Bases 167 to 1129 code for a protein of 320 amino acids. Gene Ontology annotation, molecular function: all-trans-retinol dehydrogenase (NAD+) activity. Gene Ontology annotation, cellular component: lipid droplet. Lineage: Eukaryota; Metazoa; Chordata; Mammalia; Rodentia; Bathyergidae. The record is from RefSeq and is a predicted model, not a curated record. Gene Ontology annotation, biological process: retinal metabolic process; retinol metabolic process. The transcript has 7 exons.
CCAGGCGCCGCAGCUGCAGUCCCGCCCUUGGAUUUGGGCUCUGGCGGCGCGGAGAUAAACACCUGAACCUCACUGCUCUGCGAGCCAGCAACUCGGUCCCCGGGGUAAACGAGGCCGGCUUCUCGCGGGACUGCAAGGGAAGCCUAUCCGGGGUGUUGUACAGAACAUGUCUUCCUCCCUGAAAGGAACAAAGGAAUUGCUCGUUUUCUUAGGAAAAUCACUUUUUGGUGUUCUGGAAGCUCUGCUUUUUACUUUAAUUCCAAAGCCACGAAAAAAUGUUGCUGGUGAAAUUGUCCUCAUAACAGGCUCUGGAAGUGGACUUGGGAGGCUCUUAGCCUUGCAUUUUGCCCGCCUUGGAUCUGUACUUGUUCUCUGGGAUGUCAGUACAGAGACGAAUGAGGAGACACUCCGGAUGGCUCAGGAAGCUGGUGCCACAAGGGUACAUGCCUACACCUGUGACUGCAGUCGAAAGGAAGAAGUCUAUAAAGUGGCUGAUCAGGUUAAAAAAGAAGUUGGAGAUGUUUCCAUUUUAAUCAACAAUGCUGGAAUUGUAACAGGCAAGAAGUUUCUGGACUGCCCAGAUGAGCUUAUGGAAAAGUCAUUUGAUGUGAAUUUUAAAGCACAUUUAUGGACUUAUAAAGCCUUUCUACCUGCUAUGAUUGCUAAUAGCCAUGGACAUUUGGUUUGCAUUUCCAGUUCAGCUGGAUUAGUUGGAGUAAAUGGGCUGUCAGAUUAUUGUGCAAGUAAAUUUGCAGCCUAUGGAUUUGCUGAAUCAAUGCUUAUAGAAACAUUUGCCCAGAAGCGUAGAGGGAUCAAAACUACAAUUGUGUGUCCGUUUUUUAUAAAAACGGGAAUGUUUGUGGGUUGUACUACUAGUUCCCCUACUCUGUUGCCAAUUCUGGAACCAGAAUAUGUAGUCAAGAAAAUAAUAGAUGCUAUUCUGCAAGAACAGGCAUACCUGUAUUUGCCAAAGUUUUUAUACUUAAUGGUGAUUUUAAAAAGUAUCCUGCCCAUCAAGACGGGACUGCUUGUAGCUGAGUAUUUAGGAACCUUUAAGGUAAUGGAUGGCUUCGUUGAGCAAAAGAAGAAAGACCAACUAAAGACCAACUCUGUGUCUGAUGCCAUCUGAUACCAGAACUAUAUCAUGAUUAGUUCAAAGAAGAAAAGUAUGUUUGUCUAACAGUGGAAUAUACUGAAGACAAGUAUUCCUACUCUGCUAUCUGGACUAGAAUUUUCAACCAGUGUCUGAAAUUGACAUUUUUUUUGUUGAGUUUGGGGAUUUUGUUGUUUUGUUGUUAGGGUGGGUGUUGUUC